AUGUCGUCUGAACAACAUCUUCAGCAACAACAACAGAGACGGCUACCUGGGAACCCGUUUUUUCCUUCAAGAAACACAGGAAGCAGUCUAGAUGCACCGGUAAAUAUCCAGAAAUUUUUACGCACUAAUCAUAAAAUUUGUUUUAGUCUGAAAAGAUUCGAGAAGACAAACGAAAUGUUGAUGAAUUGCGCUCAAUUGGGGGACCGUCGAAUCGAGAAAGCGAAAAAGGAUUCGAUAGGACACAAGGAUACGAUUCUGCAGAUGAAAACGGAUCUCGAGUUCAUUUUCAAAAAGAUUCGCAUGUUCAAAACAAUUUUGGCGUCCAAGUAUCCGGAAGUUUACGCAGAAGUAUCUACGGAGCUGGCACCGAAAAGGGACGUCGAUGAUGGAUGA
Messenger RNA from Caenorhabditis briggsae, 393 nucleotides. Gene Ontology annotation, biological process: lysosome localization. The transcript is spliced from 3 exons. The coding region runs from base 1 to 393 and encodes 130 amino acids. Gene Ontology annotation, cellular component: BORC complex. The record is from RefSeq and is a predicted model, not a curated record. NCBI's taxonomy places the organism in Eukaryota, Metazoa, Nematoda, Chromadorea, Rhabditida, Rhabditidae.